CGGGGCGGGCGGUUGCGGCCGUUGUCGCGGGGGAGGCGGCGCUCGGGGCGGCCAUGGCCACGGCCGGGGGCGGCGGACGGCCGCGCUGUCCCCCGGGAUGGCUCCUGGGGGUGGUGGCGGCUGCUUUGGGUGUCCUGGCAGGAGUGACAGCUUCACAUAAGGAAGAGAAACAUUUCAUUGAUUUAAUUGAAAAGAAUUAUGUGUAUGGCAACACUAAACGUGAAGUUGAUGUGUAUGUUAAGAUGUUUACAAACAGCCCACUUCUAGUAUGUAUGGAUUUGGCUCGUUCUAGAGAAGAGUUGAUAGAUCCCAACUAUUUUUGGGUUGGUCCAGAUGGAACAAAUUUAGAAGGGCGAAUAUAUGUGAAUCUUACAGAAACAGGAAAGCUGAUGGUGAUGGGUUUUAAGGAGUUUAUGUCUGGAGCCUACACUUGCACUCUUUCUCACAAAAUCAUCGAAACUACCACACAAGAAGAAAGAGAAGUGUUGGAAGAAUAUAAAUUCAUGGUAUAUGCAUACAGGGAAGCCGACCACGCGUAUCGGGUAUUUGUUCGCUUUACUACAAAAGAAUGCAACCUAGCAGCUAACAGCCAAUUCUUUGAGGAGCUAAGGAAGAUCUUAAAUAACAUCAUCUCUGAUCUGACGUGUCACAUCGUAGAGUCGUCCUACAAAUGCCACUCUGUCAAGAUACCAAAACAAGGCCUCCUGUAUGAGCUAUUUGUUAGUUUUCAAGUAAAUCCUUUUGCACCAGGAUGGGAAGAAGAUUGCCACCAAGUUCCUUACGAUUGUGAAGAUGCGACAAACAUGAAAGUCCAAGAGGCAAAAGAUCGAAUUGGAGCAUUUUUCCGUAAGCAGACAUAUGCUUUGAAGCACCAUUUUCAGGCCGUUCCUGCAAUACACUACGUGGACAACAGUUUCUCGGUUACUCACAUUGACAGUUGUCGACCAGGUUUUGGGAAGAACGAUAUCACCCACAAGAACUGCGCGAGCUGCUGCGUGGUUUGUGAGCCUGGAACUUACAGUCCUAACAACGAAGUGACCUGCCAGAUUUGUUCAAGGCCUCAAGUCCAAAUAUAUGGAGCAACAGCUUGCUAAUAAACUUCUGACGGAAACUGGAAAACCAAA
Messenger RNA from Columba livia (rock pigeon), 1124 nucleotides. RefSeq names its product zona pellucida binding protein 2 (gene ZPBP2). Gene Ontology annotation, biological process: acrosome assembly; binding of sperm to zona pellucida. Lineage: Eukaryota; Metazoa; Chordata; Aves; Columbiformes; Columbidae. Bases 54 to 1094 code for a protein of 346 amino acids. The record is from RefSeq and is a predicted model, not a curated record. The transcript has 8 exons. Gene Ontology annotation, cellular component: acrosomal vesicle; extracellular region; zona pellucida receptor complex.